UCGCCGCUGCUAACGGAUGGCGGUCUCAUCGUCCACGUCGUCGUUUUCCAACUACUUGAUGGCGGUAUUUGCCCAGGAUAGCAAUAGUAGUGGCAGUGCCAGCGGAAGUGGAGCAGCCGCCGACUCGGAGGACUCCCAGAUUGGCCAGGAGCCCAAUCCAGGUGGGCAGGAGAAUCAGGGAAAUCACAGGAGGCGACCGCCGCGCCAGAAGAUCAAUGCGAGGGAGCGCUACCGGACUUUUAAUGUCAAUUCCGCCUACGAGGCAUUAAGAAGUUUAAUACCCACGGAGCCCAUGAAUCGCAAGCUUUCAAAGAUCGAGAUCAUCCGCCUGGCCAGCAGCUAUAUAACGCAUCUAAGUAGCACCCUAGAAACAGGCACUGAAUGCCAGCCAUGUUUGCUGCACAAGUACGAGAGCGAAGGAAUAACUCGACGUAUCAGUAUCUGCACCUUCUGCCUGAAAACCAAGUGAAAUUUAUUAUUAACUGGAUAUUUCUAAGAAUAUUUUUAUAUUUCGUCGUAUCUGUUGCAUUUAGGAAAUCAAAGUGGGCGCCCAUUUGAAGCGCCACCUAUGGUAAUUUUCUGAAACGAACUUGCCGCGAACGUGAACUGCUUGCCAACAUACAACUGCUUUACUAAGCUGUUGUAUUUCUUCAACAUUUCGAUCUCUUGUGUAGGAUAAAAAUAAA
Molecule: messenger RNA, 686 nt
Organism: Drosophila sechellia
Lineage: Eukaryota; Metazoa; Arthropoda; Insecta; Diptera; Drosophilidae
Product: transcription factor 15
Exons: 3
Coding region: 17-469 (150 amino acids)
Biological process (GO): regulation of transcription by RNA polymerase II; developmental process
Molecular function (GO): RNA polymerase II transcription regulatory region sequence-specific DNA binding; protein dimerization activity; DNA-binding transcription factor activity, RNA polymerase II-specific
Source: RefSeq, a predicted model, not a curated record